UCACUUGUCAGUUGACCACACAAGACCGGGGGGGGGAGGAAGCGUGUUUCUUUCCCUGAAUUGGAAGGAGAAGGAUGCACUGGGCUCGUCAGUUCCGAAUAUUUAUUAUUUCCUUGCAUCUCUAUCUCUUUUCCCCCCGACUUCCUAUAUCUCGCUCGUAUAUAUAACCGUCCCCUCUUGCACCAAUUAGCCUUCCCGAGAUUUCUAGGGUUUCUUCAAAUCUUUAGAGAGACGAGAGGGUUUCUUCGUCUAAAUCUCUAGUUUUAGGGCUGGGUAGGAAUGGAAGGCCCGAGCAAUGGCGGACUGCUGUACCAUGAGGUCCAGGAGUCGAAGCUCUGUGCCGUCCACUGCGUCAAUACCGUCUUGCAGGGGCCCUUCUUCUCCGAACUCGAUCUCGCUGCGCUCGCCUCCGAUCUCGAUCAGCGUGAGCGCCUGAUGAUGUUUGAAGGCAGCGGCGGCCGCGGCACCGGCGUUUUAGGGGACUUUUUGGCUGAGGACUCCCAUAAUGUCUCCAUGGAUGGAGAUUUCAGUAUCCAGGUUUUAGAGAAAGCUCUGGAGGUGUGGGACCUACAAGUUAUCCCCCUUGACUCCCCAAUUGCAGAACCAUCAAAGUAUGACCCUGAGCUGGAGAAUGCCUUUAUAUGUCACUUGCAUGACCAUUGGUUCUGCAUUCGGAAGGUUAAUGGAGAGUGGUACAAUUUCAAUAGUCUUUACCCAGCUCCCGAGCAUCUCUCAAAGUUCUACCUCUCAGCUUACCUGGAUUCUCUCAAGGGCAGUGGCUGGAGCAUUUUUCUAGUUAGGGGUAAUUUCCCUAAAGAAUGCCCAAUACCCUCAUCUGAGGCAUCUAAUUCAUAUGGGCAAUGGCUAGCUCCAGAAGAUGCUGAGAGGAUAACAAAAUCAUGCAAUCAAAUGCAGGUCCCUGCACAGGGAGCAGAUAAAUUGCAGCCUUCUUAUUCUACAGAGUUUGCUGAUGAAGCGGAUAUGAUUGCAAAGCAGGAGGAGGAAGAUCUGAAUGCUGCAAUCGCUGCUAGCUUAAUGGAAUCUUCUGCCUUUAGCACUGAAAAUGUUCAAAAUAAGGGCAACUCAAUCAACUCUGUAGUAGAGAGCUCCGAACAUGGUGUAACCAACAAUAACAAUGUGAUGGAUCCUGAUACUGGUGCAUGCGACAGUGAUUUGCCAGAGUCUACCUCAGUCCUUACAGAAACUCACAUUUCCAAGAAUGAGCGAGAUCAGUAGCCAAAAGAGGGUGUUCUCAAUGGAUCUUUACUUCUCUUACUAUGGCCAUUUUCCUGCUUGUAGAGUUUUAAAGUAUUCGAGUUACAUUCUGUCUCAUAGAAAAUCAUUACAUUUACAUGUUGCUGGAAUUUACAAAAGCUCAGCUUUGCUUUUGGCCAUCUCUAUUUCAUGAAAUGUUAGAAUACAAAUUUAAAAUCAUUGUGAUGCUGGAGUUUUACUUU
Molecule: messenger RNA, 1457 nt
Organism: Elaeis guineensis (African oil palm)
Lineage: Eukaryota; Viridiplantae; Streptophyta; Magnoliopsida; Arecales; Arecaceae
Product: ataxin-3 homolog
Biological process (GO): protein deubiquitination
Cellular component (GO): nucleus
Molecular function (GO): cysteine-type deubiquitinase activity
Source: RefSeq, a predicted model, not a curated record